Messenger RNA from Neurospora crassa OR74A, 2949 nucleotides. RefSeq lists its product as hypothetical. Bases 1452 to 2744 code for a protein of 430 amino acids. The record is from RefSeq and is a predicted model, not a curated record. NCBI's taxonomy places the organism in Eukaryota, Fungi, Ascomycota, Sordariomycetes, Sordariales, Sordariaceae. Gene Ontology annotation, cellular component: Ino80 complex. Gene Ontology annotation, biological process: chromatin remodeling. The transcript has 2 exons.
CUCUCCUUGAUCCCUGAUAUCUACUUCCCAUUGAGUCUUCUGAAGCUCGGCGAUUCUGCAAUCCUUUCCGACGUGCCAUCCUCGCGAGACGCCCUCGAUCCGGCUUUACGACUGACUCAGCGCCAACCAUAGAGCCCAGACCCGCCUCUGCCAUCACAGCAGGUAGCGUUGCUGGAAGUUUAGAUAGGAUACUUACGCCAACAAAGGCGUUGCUGUCCCGUACACGAAACGUCACCAUUCCGAACAGAGAAUCGCCACCCUCACCGUCAAGACUUGAUUUCGAAAGGUAGUCAGCCGGGCCAACAGUUCGCAGGUCUUUUUUUCCGUCCAUCCGACUUGAUUAUAGCUGUAGCUCGACUGCCUAUUUUGAAUCUCAUCAUCGUAAGUGCAGUGAAUCGUUCAUACACGCGACAUGUCGCUUCUGAUGUUGGUCUCUUUCGGAUCGAUCAUGGGGUUGGAAGCCGAGUCGAGAAAGAGCCGAGGACGAGAAUGAGGAUGAAAACAACACCAUGGUGACUGGAAGGCAUGGUCAGCACGGCAGUCAAAAUUGGGGAAAUAUGGGGGAGGGUGCUUUACCGCAAAGGGAGGAUCCAGGAAACAAUCGAGAUGUCGCAAACGACACAAUAAAGACUGUGGUUCCAACAAGGUUUCCCGACCUAUUUCCAUCCAACGAGACGAGACGCUGGAGUUAUCCUUGUGAAACCGACAGUCUGGUUCUGGCCGAAUGUCAAGGCAACGCCGAUGCGCCUUGUUCGCAAAACGGCAAAGGCUGGAAGCCAAGAGGAAGCAAAGAAGAAGAAGCGAGGCGACGUCAAUAUCCGUCUCUUAGACGUGCUUGCUGCACAGUCAUGUUGCAUGACAAGGCUUAUCGACCCAAACGACAACGGCGGCGUCAUCCAACCACAGUAACCACCACCUACAAAGCAAAGAGAGGGGCCCAGGGCAUGAACAGACGGGACCUCACUUCACCCCACGCAAGCAACAACCAACAGCACUUCCUAAAAGACACAAACACCAAACUGCCAGCUUUCACAUCCCACCUCCUUCGCCAGCCAAAGAGUCUUCGCAACUUCGGCUUCUGUCAAAUCAGCAAAUUAUAGCGACACACGACCAUCAAAGAACAUAGCCCUUUCAUGAUCAGGGUCUUGGUCGUUCAAGGCGCCCCCCUUCCGUGUGCCCAAAAGAAACAGCGCCGGGUUCAACAAGGCAUUGCCACCCAAAUUCCCGGCCCGUCGAAAUUCACCUGGACCAGUUCAGACAAACACAUGAUAAUCCUCGCUGCCACAUUGCCCAGGAUCAGCAGAGCCAGUCAUUAGCCACAUCGCCUCAUCUCGCCUCGACCCAUCUCAUUUGCUCGUGUCUCUCGGUUUCAGACGAUACUCCUUUCUAUAACACAAUCCUUCUCCAGAACUGUACUACACAAGAUAGACCAUACCUCUACACCAGCAGUCAUGUCUUCACGUCCGCGCCGCUCAGCGGCCCAGCGCGCCAACGCUUUGAUUACUGAUCUGAUCCAUUCCGACAGAGUAACCCCCGAGCGCACCAUGUCAUCAUCCCGAUCAACCACUGCGCGCCGCCCACCCUCGUCUCCAGCUAGUAGCCGGAGUGACGCCAACGGCCAUAACAUGUUGACUGUCAAGGUACCCUCCAACAAGCUACGAGAGGCCACGAGCGGCAACUCCAGCUCCGGCAUUGCGGCUAGUAGGCGUAACAGGCCAGGAGCCAAGAAGAGCUACGUUGUUGAGAGCAGCGAGGACGAGGACGAGGAGAUGGAGGAGGAAGAGGAGGAGGACGACGAGGAAGUAGAAGAGGCGGACGAGAUUGAAGUUAGUAACAACGCGCCCGUGUUGGACGACGACGAGGAGGAGGAGGAGGAAGAGGAGGAGGAGGAGGAGGAAGAUGAUGGUGAAGACGAAGAUGUGGACGUUGAUGAAGAUGGCGAUGUCGACAUGGACGACACACCUACUCGACCCACCAUCAUGGUUUCCAAGGUUCAAGCAACAGCAUCGCCCAACAAAGCGAAAGUAACAGCAAAGGUACCUUCUAGCUCCCCGACGACGAUCAAGGCUGCUCCCAAGACAAAUUACUACGAUGACGAUGACGACGACGAACUCAGCGAGCUCGAGAGCGAGCCCGAGGAUCCAGAACUGGAGGACAUGGCUGCGGCAGAGGACGGUGCGGAGGAAGCCGAGGAGGAAGAGGACGAAGACAUGGAUGCCGAUGGCGACGAAAUUGAGGUUGCCGAGGAUGACGCUGAAGCAGAGGAAGUCGAGCUGGAUAGCGAUGAGGAGGGCGGCAGUCGCGGCGGCACGCCGGAUAUAUCCAAGAUGACGGCUCGUCAGCGAGCCAAGGUUGGCGUUGCGUCUCACGAGUACAUGAAGCUCUCGGACGAAGUUCAAGCCAAGAAGGUUUUUACAGCUGAGGAGCUAUCAAUGAGAAGGGCCGAGAUGGCCCGCCGUAGGAGGAACCUCAGCGAGAAGCGUAAUGAGGAGGUGAAGAUGGAAACGAUCAACAAGCUUCUGAAGAAACAGGCGCCCAAGACCAACCGUAAAGCCGCCCUUCUAAACGGCGACGAGACUCCGGCAGGCGAUGCCGAGCCGCCCAAGGCCGACCCCACCUUUGUCCGCUGGAUCAACAACAAGUCCGGAAGUAGGAUUGCCGUGCCUGAAGACAUGCUGGCUGGUCCUGUCGGUCAGGUGUUUACUGGGGGAGUGAAGAGGAAGAUGGUCGAGGAGGUUAUCUGAAAUUAUGUCUGGUGUUGUUAGAGUAUAGUUUUGGGAUUGUAUCCGUAUGAUCAGAGGCGUAAUCAGGCGCUCGGUUGUAUUCAUCGGGAAAAUGGCAGGGAGAAUGCUCACAUUGGAAGUCGGCAAGAAAAAAGACAUUAGGAUACAUACCUCUCGGUCAAGGACCGCAGUUUUAGGUUGCAGAAUCAACUAUGGCAUUUCUCUC